This is a messenger RNA of Alternaria alternata, 1952 nucleotides long. RefSeq lists its product as hypothetical. Gene Ontology annotation, cellular component: chaperonin-containing T-complex. Gene Ontology annotation, molecular function: ATP-dependent protein folding chaperone; ATP hydrolysis activity; ATP binding. NCBI's taxonomy places the organism in Eukaryota, Fungi, Ascomycota, Dothideomycetes, Pleosporales, Pleosporaceae. Gene Ontology annotation, biological process: protein folding. The coding region runs from base 109 to 1755 and encodes 548 amino acids. The transcript has 8 exons. The record is from RefSeq and is a predicted model, not a curated record.
CCACCCCUCACUACUAAACAUACCCAGGAUUCCCUCCUAGUGUGUAUCUGUAGUUUGAAGAGUCUCCGGAAUCGUGUGUUUGCUUCUUCAGCGGGCAUUUCUCCAACCAUGGCGAUGCAGGUCGACCUUUCCAACGCGCAGGUGAUGAAGGAUGAAGCGGGCAGGCCGUUUAUCAUUGUCAGAGAUCAAGGCAAGAAGUCGAGGCAACACGGCAACGAUGCGGUCAAGUCCCACAUUCUGGCGGCCAAGACCGUCGCGAACCUUGUCAAGAGCUCUCUGGGACCGCGAGGACUGGACAAGAUCUUGAUUUCGCCCGAUGGAGAUAUUACGGUCACAAACGACGGCGCUACCAUUCUAUCCCAGAUGGAAAUUUCCAACCACGUCGCGAAGCUGCUAGUCGAACUAUCCAAAUCACAAGACGACGAGAUUGGCGACGGAACCACUGGUGUCGUAGUUUUGGCGGGCGCACUCCUCGAACAGGCAGCGGACCUCAUCGACAAGGGUAUCCACCCCAUCAGGAUAGCAGACGGUUACGACCAGGCUUGCGAGGUUGCUGUGGCCAAGCUGGACGAGGUCAGCGACGAGAUCAACUUCUCCAAGGACAACACGGAAGAGCUGUUCAGGGUUGCAAAGACAAGUUUGGGCAGUAAGAUCGUCUCCAAGGCGCACGACCAGUUUGCCAACAUCGCCGUAGAUGCUGUGCUUUCGGUCGCCGAUCUGGAGCGGAAAGAUGUCGAUUUCGAACUCAUCAAGGUUGAUGGCAAGGUCGGUGGAUCGCUCGAGGACACAUUACUUGUAAAGGGUGUCAUAAUAGACAAGGACUUUUCGCAUCCGCAGAUGCCGUCAGAGGUCAAGGACGCCAAACUCGCCAUCCUCACAUGCGCAUUCGAGCCACCGAAGCCCAAGACCAAGCACAAGUUGGACAUUACCAGCGUGGAGGAGUUCAAGAAGCUACAAAACUACGAGUCAAACAAGUUCACUGAGAUGAUUGAGCAGAUCAAGGAGACUGGCGCCAAUGUAGUAAUAUGCCAAUGGGGUUUUGACGACGAGGCCAACCACCUUCUUCUCACAAACAAGCUGCCCGCUGUACGGUGGGUAGGAGGCCCAGAGAUUGAGCUGAUCGCCAUUGCGACCAACGGACGCAUCGUACCGCGUUUCGAAGACCUCAGCGCGGAGAAACUGGGAAGCGCAGGCAUCGUUCGGGAACUGACGUUCGGAACUACACGAGACAAGAUGCUGGUCAUCGAGGAGUGUGCGAAUACACGAGCUGUCACAGUCUUUGUUCGAGGCAGCAACAAGAUGAUCAUCGACGAGGCCAAGCGAUCGCUACACGAUGCCCUCUGUGUCGUCCGAAACUUGGUAAGAGACAACCGUAUCGUAUACGGCGGAGGUGCCGCGGAAGUAGCUUGCUCGCUCGCAGUCGAAGAUGCGGCAGUCAAGAGCCCCGGUAUUGAGCAAUACGCGAUGCGCGCCUUUGCUGAUGCCCUUGACGCAGUACCCAUGGCCCUGGCUGAGAACUCCGGUCUCAGCCCCAUCGAAACCCUCGCUAACAUCAAGUCCCGACAAGCCAAGGAGAAGAACUUCAGGUUGGGCGUCGACUGCAUGCAGACGGGAAGUAACGACAUGAAGGAACACUUUGUGAUCGAUCCCUUGAUCUCGAAGAGGCAACAACUGUUGCUCGCUACACAGCUGUGCCGUAUGGUCCUCAAGAUCAACAAUGUGAUCAUCGCUGGAAACGACGACCAGGAUUUCUAGACGCCAUCACGCCGUACCUGUCAUACCGAUUGGUAUGUGCCUGAGCGAUGGGCGCAAGUAGCAAACGAAGCGCAAGGGCAUGUUGGAUGGCAACGUAAAGAAACCAUGUCUAAGGCGUUAAUACCCAUAGACUAUCCAAAGUAAAAUCAAUACAAGCAUCCCGAUGCCAUGAUGUGCCUUGAAUAGCAUAGAGUCCU